CCCGCUCUCUCCCCGUCUCUCCCGGUCUCUUUUUCUCUAUCUAUCUAUCUAUCUAUCUAUCUCUAUCUCCGACGUAUUCGUGCAAGGCGAGAAUAACGAAAUUAACAACGUCUACGACGUUGGCUACCGCAUGGAGGAUUUGCGAUGCAAAUAUGUACGAUAUGUCCGCGACGAAUGUAAUUAGGCGCGUUACGACGGCGUUGCAGGUUAGGGCGGCUUCUUUUCGGCUUUCCCCUUGAGACGAGCCCGCAAAGCAACGCCGGCCUUAUCGUCGCUUGUAAAUAUCCGAUUCAUCCGCCGGGGAAAAUUAAGGCGCGCGAUAAAGCGGCGCUAUCGCGCGCGCCGAAAGAGCUGCGGAGCAGCGAGACGACCGCGUGCGCGCGAAUACGCCUAAACGCGCGCGCGCGCGUGUAUUCGCCGUGCCCAUAAAUAACGCGCCUGCAUGCGUGCGUGCGCGAGUUUAACGAGUUUUACGUAUGCACGCCGGAAGCUGUAUACGCGCGAUAAUCGUAAAACUGCCUGACGGACACGCGUCGGAAACGACGACGGUGUUUUCGUGGGCGCUUCUCUUCUCCGCGUCCAAGUUUGAACGAGUUUGCUUUCUCUCGCGCGCGCGUUACCCAGUGCGCGAUAGUACCGCGCGGAAUAUACGCUCCGGAUGCGAGCGCGAUCGUCGCCCGCCGCGCUUUCACGUCGACGAGCGAGCCCUAACCGAACACGACUUCGCGCAUUGUCGUCACGGCAUUUAUGGUUGCGUCGAAGAUGGAAGGACGACGAACGAUACUACCAGGACGUUAUACUACACGAGCUCUCCGGGGGUCUGUGGGCCAUUUUCAGAAUACAGUCUCUCACAUAGCCCUUCAGUGGAAGAUGUAGCCAUGGCUUUCGGUUUCUAGACAGCAACUUCCGUCCUAUUAUACGCUUCUAGAAAGCAUGCGAUCUCCCUUGCAGUAUGCCUGGCAGAAGUUUGCAAACAACAUAAAAAGUCCGGCCCGCCCUAGUCGAUCAGACUCAUACAUCUUUCCGAACAAUUGGACCCGGAAUUGAAUCGCUGCUUUAUAGCGCUUCGGUUAUUAAAAACAUUUGUAAAAAAAAACUGAAUAAAUAAAUGGCACAUACAAAAUGUAAA
Molecule: messenger RNA, 1129 nt
Organism: Monomorium pharaonis (pharaoh ant)
Lineage: Eukaryota; Metazoa; Arthropoda; Insecta; Hymenoptera; Formicidae
Exons: 2
Coding region: 477-896 (139 amino acids)
Source: RefSeq, a predicted model, not a curated record